AUGCCUGUGACUGUGGCUAUUGAUGCACAUGAUGUUCAAAAUCUGGUUAAUGGCGAUGUUAAUGGCGACCAAGUGGGAAGAGACAAAUUUGGGGGAGAUCAUGUCUUGGGCAACAAGGUACAGUCUCCCAGACGGCUCUUCGUGGAGAAUAUUCCCCCUCUUCCUCCUGGACUAAUGCCCUGGAUCGGCAAUCAGGUUAUCAUUCAAAUAUGCAACACAGCGGUAGAUAGCGCGACCAUUGAACAACUGGGUCUGAUUGAAUCGGACGGCACUAUCUCACAAAAUUUUCGGAGGAUUUGCGACCUGGUGUCUAGAAUGAUACUAGCAGACCUGCAAAGCAACCCUCAACAACCUACCAUGUCAGGCUUACGUGAAACCAAGAUUGCCCUGGAAGAGUUCCAGACACUGCGUUAUACAGGUGUCCUUGAUACAAGGCUUAACAGACGUGAAAUCCGGUUUGAUGAUAUAAUAUCGCUUAUCCCGGCAUCUCCUCUUCCUGACCCCAACAUAACGCUUCGUUUCUACGCUUCAAUGAGAAACCUUCGACAAAGAAAGGGGAUUCUGAAAUCGCAGAGCCUUCCGGUCUCUUCAAAAAUUCUUCGUUGGCUCGAGAAUUCCUCAUCUGGUCUAAUAUGCCUGAAAGGGAACUAUUCCAGACGUCAGCUGCUGAGGGACGUUGCUGCUGAUGUGAUCACAAUGCUUAUCGAACAAAAGGUCCAUCUAGUCUGGUUACUUCAGCCUAAUGGUGGUGAUUUCCAAGAGUUUGAUAAAAUCGAGGCCACCAAGCAGCUUGUGUUUCAAGUCAUGCAGCUGAACCAUACAUCAAUGGACGAGCGUAGCGCAUCACUGACAAGGGCCAUGAUUCGAGAAGCGCGUACUGCGCACGACUGGUUUGGUCUGCUGGGCCGUGCCUUACUCGGAAUUGAACAAAUAUUUAUCGUCAUUGACUUAGAGGCUUUGGGUGUGCAAAGGCAGGAAUUCAGGUGGGCCCAUGAAUUUUCUGGGCUGUUACAGGACCUUCAGUCACGAGGGGUAACCACAGUCACGAAGAUCAUUCUUUUGAGCCACCGGGAAUAUUCAACGGAGGGUGUCCGACAUGACUGUGACUUUGUUUUUGACAUCUCAAGCAUACCAACCCUCAGCAGCGAUAUUCUGGAAAAAUGCACAGACGAUCAUUAG
Molecule: messenger RNA, 1179 nt
Organism: Aspergillus welwitschiae
Lineage: Eukaryota; Fungi; Ascomycota; Eurotiomycetes; Eurotiales; Aspergillaceae
Exons: 3
Coding region: 1-1179 (392 amino acids)
Source: RefSeq, a predicted model, not a curated record